Adineta ricciae is the source of this 345-nucleotide messenger RNA. The record is from the annotation of a GenBank genome assembly. NCBI's taxonomy places the organism in Eukaryota, Metazoa, Rotifera, Eurotatoria, Adinetida, Adinetidae.
ACUUCCGCUUAUCUCGAGUACCUUAGUCCUUAAUUUUCAUUUAUACUGUUUUUAGAUAUUUUCAUUCGUUUCAAAAACAAAAUGUCAGGCAUUGACUAUAUUCAAAAUUCGAUUGAUACGAAUAAAAAUGAGAUUGCAAGAAUCGAUUCAGGCAUCAAUGAAAUGCGAUGUCGCUUAGGUGAUCCGGCAUUAAAUGCGUCACAAAAAGCAUCAAUCGAACAAGAAAUUUCGAUACUGGAGUGUAACAAAUAUUCACUUAAAGCUACAAUUGAUCAGCUUGAAAUGGAAAAGGAUGAACUUCAAGGAGAAAAUCCAAAUUCACUGCUCGACGAAAAAGAGAAUUGA